Aricia agestis (brown argus) is the source of this 638-nucleotide messenger RNA. Its product is annotated as NADH dehydrogenase [ubiquinone] 1 alpha subcomplex subunit 8-like. Lineage: Eukaryota; Metazoa; Arthropoda; Insecta; Lepidoptera; Lycaenidae. The transcript has a single exon. Bases 77 to 607 code for a protein of 176 amino acids. Gene Ontology annotation, biological process: mitochondrial electron transport, NADH to ubiquinone. The record is from RefSeq and is a predicted model, not a curated record.
UACCUAUUAUUAUAAUUUCAACCGAGGCAUUUACCGAUUGCAGAACAUAAUCGUUAUAUCUAACAAGUGUGUCGCGAUGGUGAUAACUCGCGACGUGACUCUACCAGAGGAGUCAGCGCUGACGGUUCCGGAGGUGGAUCUGUCGAUGGCCACGCUGCUCUCCGCCGCGCCCCACCUCGGCAAGGCCUGCGAGGCCAUCAACAACGAGUUCAUGCUGUGCCGCCACGAGACGCGGGACCCGCGGGCCUGCCUGGACCUAGGCAAGAAGGUCACCGCGUGCACUCUCGACUUCUUCCGCUCGGUGAAGUGUAGCUGCGCGAAGGAGUUCAAUCAGUACACGCACUGCGUCGAGAAGAGUUCGGGAGACUGCUCCUUCUCGAAGUGUCGCAAGACGCAGGCCGUGUUCGACGGCUGCAUGGAGGAGAAAAUGGGGAUGGUUAGGCCGGAGUUCGGGUACUUCACACGAGCUCGUGUCCACUGCACCCGGCGGCCGGCGCCCGAGCCGGAGCGCCCGGCCGACUUCCCGGACGCCACGCCAGCAGUGCCAGACUCUAUUUCGCGCCAGCACCCCCGCUUCGGCGGACGGUUCUACUGGAUGACCGAGUAACACAACGGCCGAAAAGUGCCGAUGCGUUAAA